AUGCUAUGCGGCCCCUGUUCAGCUCAAAAUGGUGGAAUUGUAGUGAUCGUUGGUGAUCAAAUUGAUGCAUGUUCUUUUACUCGAAAUAAAAGGUAUGAUGAGGGCAUUUUUCCAUUUUAGCAAAAUUAAGCUUUAGUCUGAUUGAUAGCAAUUAAACUGACAGCAUUGUAGUCAUUUCUGAAUAUUAUUUCAGGGAAUAUUCAAUUCCCUUUCUUGGGACGUCUUUCGCCAGCUUUCGAUUAUUUUUCAGGUUUUUAAUUAUUUUGGGGGGAAGCCAUACAUUUAUUGUGCAAGCAUGUUUGGAGUCUGUUCAUAUAAACUGUUUGUGUGAGAUAUAUAUAUCACUGAGUAUGAGAUUGCUGCUGCAUGCAUGUAAAUAAUAUAUGGGCGCCGGGCAAGGCGGAAAUCUUACCAUUAUUUGUUAUGUUUGGUCGUGUUAUUUUAUAUUUACUUAAAUUCUAUGAGAUUAUAAAGAUGUUUAUGAUCAUUUUCAUAAAUUCUGAAAGAAAACUCCAUUUUUCUUUCUUACUGAAGUUUCCCAUCAAAAUUGUGACCAUCAUAACUGAUAAGCUGCCUUCUCAGUUUGUUUUAAAUCUGUUUGACGCUUUCUGAUUUUCUAGAGAACGCAGUGUUAGGCAAUUACCUCAGGUAUCCCUCUAAGUAACUAUUGUAAGUCACAUCAUGAAUGGUGUAAUAAUCUUGUAAGAGUUCAGUGUGAGAACAGUGUAUCUCAUAGUUGUGUGAUUAAAAUUGUGAUUCUUUUAAUGCCAUAUUUACUUAAGAUCCUGGCAUUACUAUGUGUAAUCAAAUGGAGAUGAGUGACAUUAUUCCAGUCUUAUCUAUUAAUAUCAUGGGUGAUGAAUUACAUUCGCAUUCAUUGAUUUUUCGACGUGUUUAUCCUGGUUUUAUUAUCAGUUGAGAACUCCAUGUUCUCAAAAGUUUAGAGCUUAAAUUUGGCUUAAGUUCCGAAUUUUCAGAUUUUUUUGCCAAAAUACCUGUUAGAAUCCUUCUUGAUUUGCUCUUUCAUGUGUUUCGGUUUUCUAAAGCAUCUUUAGAUGCCCUGACAUCUUCAUUCACAAAAUUGUAAAACUUCGUCACCAUCUUGGCACUGAGACAUAGGGAAGGUUCCCAUGGCAAUUUUGUAAUUUCUCGUGUGAAAUUAUAAAUUAAUGCUGAAAUUUUGCACCAAAAUUCAUCACCCAUGAUAUUACAAUGUAUAACAUGAAUGUGCAUUGUUUUGUUGCAGCAAAAUGUCACAACCAAACAGAAUUUUACCUCAAAGUAAAGAGACACUACUCAAGUCCUACACCAAACGUUUGAAAGAUGACGUGAAGUCGAUACUGGAUAACUUUACAGAAAUUGUCAAAUCUUCAAAGGUAAUAAACUUGGCAGAGAUCUGAGGUCUGAAACCUGCAUGGAGGCUUUCCCUUUUGCACUGGGCAUUACCCAGUCAGCAAACCAUCCACCUUACUUCAAUUUUCACUCAAGGUUAUUUUGAAGCUAAUGGUGUAAAUAGCUCUCCUCUGUAUUGCAUCCCACUUCACAGACGUGUUUACUUCAGUCUUCUUUGUGGGUCAGAAAUGUGUUUCUGUUCAGCUUUUCACCAUCAAAACUUUGCCUGCUUCACUAGAGGACUGAUAUUCUUACCAUAUUUUGACCCUACUUGCUUCAUACAAAUGUUUGAGGAUUUGUUCCAGUCUAGGNUAAACUUGACAGAGAUCUGAGGUCUGAAACCUGCAUGGAGGCUUCCCCUUUUGCACUGGGCAUUACCCAGUCAGCAAACCAUCCACCUUACUUCAAUUUUCACUCAAGGUUAUUUUGAAGCUAAUGGUGUAAAUAGCUCUCUUCUGUAUUGCAUCCCACUUUGCAGACGUGUUUACUUCAGUCUUCUUUGUGGGUCAGAAAUGUGUUUCUGUUCAGCUUUUCACCAUCAAAACUUUGCCUGCUUCACUAGAGGACUGAUAUUCUUACCAUAUUUUGACCCUACUUGCUUCAUACAAAUGUUUGAGGAUUUGUUCCAGUCUAGGUAUUUUUGGAGUCGCCAUAAGGCUACUUCUUGUCUCUUCUUUUCCUUUCUUAUUUGUUUUGCAUGUAAACUUCUCCUAAAACUUUUCUGAGGUCUUUACUUGUUCAAAGCAGGAUGAUUGUGUAAACUGUGACUUAAGUCUCAUAGUGAUGACAACUGUGUAAUAGAUUUGUUUCAGUUAAGACUUAAUUAAGGUCAUCUUUAGUCUCCGUUUCAACAUUUUCUGACAAACUUUUUUCAAGGCUUUGCUUGCUCAAUUUGAAAUAAUCACGCAAACAUUCUUAAAACUAUGUGCUAUGUUGGACAAAACAAAGAACACAAUUUUCCUGUGACAUCAUCUGUGUGUCUGUACUCUACGAGAUCAUGGACAAUGACCAACCAAACCACACAUAGCAUCCAUUCAUUACAUAAAUAUAAUCUUUUGACAAAAAGUAAGUGAAUGUGUUUUCUCAAAGGUGGAAAGUGAAACUCAAGUAUCAAGAUUAACACAAUCAACACAAGAUCAGUAUGAAGUAAACGUGAGAGCUGCCAACAUUGUAAGUUAUAAAAUAUUGGGUGGAGGGAUACAAAAAAUCGCUUGGCUUUUCCGUAGUAAGUUUCUUUCUCAAGUAUAGGAAUAUGUUGUGCAUUUUGAUCAUCUUCUGGAAAGCAUCAAAAGAGGUUUCACUCUUUCAUCUAGGGUGAUUAAGUGUAUUGCCAAAAUACAGGGUUUUUUAGAGCCUUUUAGAAUUUUUGAAAAAGUCCUGAGUCUUGGAAAUUAAGAUAAAUUCUAGAGAAAUAGGAAAUGUUCUUUUUUUUAUUAAUUUUUUUUCAAAAGAGGAGCAAAUGCCAAAAUGUUUUUUUCAAAAGAGGAGCUGAUGCUAAAUAUUUAUGUCAAGUGCAUUUUUUCCCAUAGUCAAAUUUUAUUUAAUCUUGACUUUAGCCAGAACAUUUCAAUCACAGAAUGAGAAUUUUAGAACUCUCUUGUGUCACUUUGCGCUGAUGAUGGUGGUUUCUGUAUUUUUGCAGUGCAUCAUGGGAAAGCUUGAUUCUGUUGCUCUUCUCUGUUCUUUUUUUGUAGGUAAGAGCUGGCGAGUCUCUGCAGAAACUUGUGUCCGAUAUGAAAGAGUUUCUCAUCUUGAAUGAUUUUCCAUCAGUGAAUACCAGCAUCACUGAAAGAAUCAGGAAGUCAGCAAUCAGACAGAUCAACAACUUUUAG
Porites evermanni is the source of this 3224-nucleotide messenger RNA. Lineage: Eukaryota; Metazoa; Cnidaria; Anthozoa; Scleractinia; Poritidae. The record is from the annotation of a GenBank genome assembly.